Molecule: messenger RNA, 1281 nt
Organism: Lycium ferocissimum
Lineage: Eukaryota; Viridiplantae; Streptophyta; Magnoliopsida; Solanales; Solanaceae
Product: G-type lectin S-receptor-like serine/threonine-protein kinase LECRK2
Exons: 7
Coding region: 1-1281 (426 amino acids)
Source: RefSeq, a predicted model, not a curated record
AUGGCUAGUAAGAAUCCUGAUGAUCCAUUUCCAAUUUUUCGAAAGCCAAAAGCAAAAUCUCCAGACGGGGAUGGCCAAAUUUUAGAAACAUCACUUAGCAAUGUUGAAGGUAGAAGCACUAAAAAAUUGCAAGUAGAAACAGAUGGAACUGCAGAAUAUCACGAAUCAGUUGUCCCUUACCUGUUUCUACUUGCAACCUUUUUACUUCUUCUACCUUCAACAAUUGCUCAAUCUUACAAAAAUGUUUGUUGGGGUUCAAUACUUGCGACGAGUGGUGUUACUAUAUUUUGGCCAUCCCCAUCUGAAGAAUUUGCUUUUGGCUUUCGAAAAAUUGGAAAUGGAUCAUCAGGCUUCUUACUAGCCAUUUGGUUCAACAAACUCAAAGAAAAGACCAUAGUUUGGACAGCCAAUAGAGAUAAAAUCGUGCCGGAUGGAUCCAAAAUUGAGCUCUCCAUGGAUGGAAGACUAGUACUCACUGAUCCAAAUGGUCAAGAAAUAUGGGCUCGUGGCAUGGCCAGUGCUGGACCAGCCUAUGGAGCCAUGCUUUACACUGGAAAUUUUAGCUUUGAUGAGCCAACUGAUACGAUUUUGCCUGGCCAAGUACUUAAAGGAAGAACCAGGCCUGUCUCAAGCUUCUCUGACACGAAUGUAUCGAGUGGAAAGUUCGAGCUUGGUGUUAAAGAUGAUGGAAAUCUGGGACUUUACCCAGUUGCAACACGUGAUGAAUACUUGUUAAUCGAGACUGCUGGCAGUGGUUACCAGGUGGUAUUCAAUCAAUCCGGCUUUAUUUUCUUUCAAGCAAAAAAUGGAACUAUGUUAAAUUUGUUAUCCUCUUCCAUUGAGGCAAACUCAACCACAAGUCAAUUAGGAGGGGUUGCUUGUGGUUUCAAGAGCGUUUGCUCGAUAGGAACUGACCGGAGGCCAAGAUGUGAUUGUCCAGUUGGGUAUAUCUUGAAUGAUACAAACGACAAAAUAGGCAACUGCAGGCAGAAUUUCCCUGAGCAAAAUUGUUUGAGUGAUUGUUUUUGUGUUGCUGCUGUUUAUGGUACAGACAACAUUUGUUGGAAGAAAAGUUCAGUUUUCAUCUUAAUGUUGUUGGCCUCUUUGUAUGUUAACUUUAAAGGAAAAAAUACAAAGAAGCUUGUACCAUAUCAAGCUGUUCCAGGACUGAACAUAAGAAGUUUUAGCUACAAUGAGCUAGAAGAAGCUACAAAUGGAUUCGAGGAUGAGUUUGGAACUGGGGCCUUCUCAACAGUUUACAAAGCUGUUCUUAAUGACUAA